UCGCCAGACAACUUCAAUAAGACUUUUUACUCUCUAACAGCACAAGGAUUACACCGCCUCAUAAGGAUGUGACUCCAGACGACGGCUUAAAUGUGCUUUUCAGGAUUGUUACACUGACACACAAAUCAGAAAUCGGCGGACCAAGCGAGUUUGCGGAGUGAACGAGUUUUUUCCGUGGGAUCAAUGGCGCUACAUUUGUGAGAAAACGCACAAAGAAUGUUAGUGGAUUUGAAAUCACGCUGCUUGUGAUUUUGAAGUUCUGUUGCGCAUGGAACUAUGAACGAUCCGGAGCUCACGCCGACCUCCAAGGCGCUACAGCGAAUGGCUUCGUCUUUGCCCGGGGAGGAGAGCGCUCUGUCCGGCAGCGUGUGCAUCCCCGAGCGCAACGGGAUUUUCUUCAUCCACUGCUUUAUCUGUGGAAGCGGAGUGACCCCGGGAAAAGAGCUGAGCUUACAGGUAAAAUACCAACGAGAAAAGGAUAGCCCAUUUUUCCCUUUCCUGCAAGGCCAGGACCCGGCUCCUGGCGCGCCGGAGAUCAGUCCGGAUGGGGACGCUCUGGUGUGUGCCGUGUGCCACUGCUUCCUGCGCGAACAGUGGAACUCAUUCGAGCGCAACAGGACGCCCAUCGAGAAGCGCAUGUACUGGCUCAAGAGACCAUACCAGUGCGAUUUACGGAACAUUAGCUACGAUCUUGAGCGGAGAAUGAGCGUUAGUAAUUAUGACGCCAAUGAGUCGGACAUUUCCUCAUUCUCUGAUAAUGACUUGUCCGAGCAGGACUUGGACCUGUCAGCGUGUGUAAUGAAUAGCAAUAAUGCCACAAGUUUCCGUGCGUCUAAUAAAGCUUCAAGAGAAGGCAGUAGAAAGAGCGCAAUGAGUGUUAAGAGCAGUCCUGAGUCAGCGCGAUAUCCGACCAGAGUUUACACAGCUCAGGACGUACCUAAAUCAGAUCGGCGUGCGACUAAAAUCAUCAAUCACAUAUCGCACUCAUCGGUGUCCAUGGCUGUCCAGCAGUAUGACAGUCUAUCUGUGCGCACACCCCUGCAGGAUAACGGCAUAAUUACGUGCAAUAAGCAGUGGAUACAUGCGUCCACCGGUGAUUUGGACGCGUCUGACAGCUGCGAGAUCAACAUCACCAGCGAUGAUGAGAGAGAGCGCGCAGCAUCAUCGCACUUUGAUGUAGAGAGGAGUCAAGCUGCCAAAUGUCACUCCAGUCUUUCUGCUGACGAAUGCGUCUGUUAUAUUUGUGGAAGCAAGCUUUCAGCAGGAGGUCGCUUCAGAGUGUUUGUGCAGAAGCAGGAGAGAGCGUCCGGUGAACCAUUCUUUCCUUUUCUGUGGCUUCACACCCCUCCACCCGGUGCUGUGCCACUCAACCUGGGUGGAUAUACUCUGGUUUGUACCACUUGCCACUCCUCCCUCAUGCAGCAGUGGCGAGGGUUCGAGCUAGCAGAUGUGCCUGUUCUCCAGCGACUCUAUGUAGUGCCCCUCAACACUGGUGCUGCAACCCCUCUUUCUCCACCUGCCAUGAAUGAAUGUGUGGCUGGAUUACCAAAAAUCCACCCACUCCCCUCCAUGCCACAGAACCACAGGGAGGCCUGCUACCUAUGUGGGCAGGACUGCGGUCGAGAGGUCAGGACGGCAUACACCCAUGCUGGUGCAAGUAAAGCCCGCAGUGCAAUGUAUUUUCCAUUCAUAAACCUGCUACCAUGCCCUCCUAAUGCUCAGAGUGUGCGGAAUGGACAGGUACACUGCUGUGUCACAUGUCACAGAAUCUUGGAGGGGGUCUGGGCAGAGUACUGCCUCUGUCUAAGUGAGGAGCUCAUUACUUCCGUCAGCACGUUCCUUGAGAGAUACCACCUGGCCAUGGGAAGAGGAGGAGUCUUGGUAUCCCCCCCCAGAGGACCUCUGUUGACCCCUUCUCAGACUGCCAUAACAACCUCAAGCCACACCUCCAUCUGUUACUUGUGUGGGGAGGAACUCUCUGGAGGAACAGAGUAUCAGCUUCACGUUAACCCUCCGGGGCGUUGUGGAGAGCGAGAACCCUUUUUUCCUUUUCUAACUGUCCACCCUCCCGCUCCCCGUGCCCGCCCUGCUGAUGCCACGGGCCUUGUGUCUGCUUGUGCACUGUGCUACCAUGACCUGCUGGGCCAGUGGACCCAACAUGAGAGUCAGGGCUCAGGAUCAGGCCCGUCCAGCAGCCCCUGGGCACGCCAGUAUAACUGCAACACAUUCAUCUGCUUCUUCUGCAGGAAAGAGAAGAAGAGACCUCUUGGGCUGAAAGCGGUGUGCGUUGAACGCUUGCCUGUGUUCCUCUAUGCUCCAAGGGUCAGCCAGACCCUGGUAAUUGACAAUGGCAAGCAGUUAACAAUCGGCUCCUGUGUGGAAUGUAAGUCCAUGGUUCUGGCUGGACAGAACAUGAAGCCGGUCGGUGUAAUUGCACAGCACAAGGGUUUGUUGGUGGAGGAGACAGCCAGCAGCAGUAAGGAUGCAAGGACCAGACCAUCAAUAGUCACUGUGGCAGAGGUGGCAGAGCAAGACCACACUACAUCAUUCGAACCCAGAAUGACCUCUGUCACCUCGCCCCUGUGCAGCCUGAAAGUGGAAAAAGCAGAUAGCUCAGUGACCAGCAUGAGCCAUGAGCCAAAGUCACCAUCGUUAGGCAUGAUUUCCACUGCGACCCGCACCACGGCGACCGUCAGUCCCCUCACCCCGUCUCCCCUCAACGGUUCUAUUGUGCCCAAUGGCAGUCCUGCGUCUCAAUCCGCCCACUCGGGAUUUGCCGCCGCCCUCCGCAAGCUGGCUAAGCAGGCAGAGGAACCCCGAGCAGGAUCUUCCAUCAGCAGCGAGUCGUCUCCUGUCUCAUCUCCGGCCACUAACCACAGCUCCCCAGUCAGUACACCCAAGCGGGGCCCCAUGGGUCCAGUUAUAGUGCCUCCUGGGGGCCAUAGCGUACCCAGUACCCCACCUGUGGUCACUAUAGCCCCCACCAAAACUGUCAACGGCCUGUGGAGGAGCGAGAGCCGACCUGUACGAGAGGCCGAGCCAGGUCCUCGUGGACUCAGCCGGGACAGGUUAAGUUCAGAGGCUGCUUCUACCCAAGAGAAGGGGGGUCCCACUGUCCCAGCCCACCUAAUUGGAAACCCUUAUGCAUUUGGCUUGACGCCUGCAUCUGUGAUGCAGGACUCGCGCUUUCAGCCCCUUAACCUGCCCCGUCAGAUGCCCCAUGCUGUGCCCCCGACCAGUGUUCCAGAGGAAUAUCUGAGAGGGUUUCGUCCUUACACCACAGCUGAGGAGCUACGCAUGCCCUCGUUACCACUGGGGCUUGAUCCUGCCACUGCUGCAGCUGCUGCUGCCUACUACCAUCCUGGAUAUCUGCCCCAUCCUUCCUUCUCACACUACAGAAUGGAUGAUCCAUUCUGUCUGUCAGCGCUGAGGUCGCCGUUCUAUCCACUGCCUACAGGGGGAGCUCUACCUCCUCUACACCCAUCUGCAGUACACAUGCACCUACCUGGGGUGCGUUACCCUGGAGACCUAAGCCACCCCUCACUGUCUAGCCUUCAGUCAGAAAGACUUCAGAUGGAGGACGAGCUGCGUCAGAGAGAGAGAGAGCGAGGGAAAGAGCGAGAACGUGAGGCAGAGCGAGAAAAAGAGCGCGAGCGAGAGAGGGAGAGAGAGAAGGAGCUGGAGCGUGAGAGAGAGAGAGAGCGAGAGAGGGAAAAAGAGAGAGAGCGUGAGAGAGAGAUGGAGCGACAGAAGGAGAGGGCGGCACGAGAGAAGGCUGUGGAGAGCCACUAUCUGGCUGAGCUUCAUGGGCUGAGAGGCCCCCCAGACGACAGGGCCAAACCUGCAGACAGAAUCACUACGAACAGACCCGAUAAAACCAAAGAGCCCAUUCUUACAACCCCUAAACCCAUCCAGCCUGGACUCCACCACUCUCUAAACUCCACCCACCACCCUGUGCCCAGCCUCGUCUCUGCCCAUGGCAUGUAUCUGGGCCCUGGGGGGGCGGGACCUGCCGGUCUGACAGCAGCGACCAUGCUGCAGCGCACUAAUGAGGAAGAGCGCUGGUUGGCCCGGCAACGGAAACUACGACAAGAGAAAGAGGACAGGCAGUACCAGGUGUCAGAAUUCCGUCAACAGGUCCUAGAGCAGCACCUGGACCUGGGCAGACAGGGGGAAAUCGCAGAUCUGCAUAUAGAGGGACACAGACCUGUACCAAACCAUCAUGAGCCCAACAGCAGAGAUCGUGACCGAGACAGAGAUGCCCAUCCUCUCCUGGGAGCUCCGCCCCCUCUUAUCUCCCCAAAACACCAGCACAAAGAUCAGGCCCCCCCACCUCCAACCACGCUCUGGAACCCUGCAUCACUCAUCGAGACCUCCUCUGACUCUCGACGCACCUUGCACGACCCCCCGAGUCUGGGUCACUACGAUAUCAGUCGGCUUCCCCUACCCCCCUCCAAACAUGAACGGCAUUACAACUCUGAAAAGCUGGAAGAGGGAUCUCGGAAAAGGGACAGUCUGGAUAAAUAUCCCCCCAUCCGGCCCACUGGGUUCUCUGAGCCGAACACUUUCUUAGCAGAGCUGGAAAAAUCUACCCAGAGCUUCCUGAAUCAGCAGAGGGCACCGCUAAGUCUUUCAGGGCCGUACGGAGAGCUAAGCACAGGCCUGAAGUCCAGCGGGUCUUUUAAGAGCCUCCAGGGGCAUUCACGCCUCGCACCGGAUGCCAUGUUAGUGUAUGAUGAGUUCCUGCAGCAGCACAGACGAGCUGUCAGCAAACUAGACCUGGAGGAGAGAAGACGCAGAGAAGCCAGAGAGAAAGGUUACUACUACGAGCUGGACGACUCUUAUGACGAGAGUGAUGAGGAAGAGGUGCGAGCUCAUCUUAGGAGGGUCGCUGAACAGCCGCCACUCAAAUUAGACGAUUCCACCGAGAAGGUGGAGUUUCUGCAAAUGUUUGACCUGACCACUCUGGCCCGUCGGGAGGAGAUGAUGGAAGUAAAGAGGAGGAAGAGGAGGCGCAUGCUGAGAGAGAGGAGUCCCUCCCCACCAGCUGUUCAGAGCAAGCGGCCAACUUCUGCCCCCCUGAUAACCCGCUUUACCCCAGAGGACAUGAACAACAGCCCUGAGCUGGAGGACAAGAAACGCUUCCUCACCAUCUUCAGCCUCAACCACGUCACACAGCAGCAGAGAAGAGAUAAUGAGAGAGUUGAGGAAUUGUUGCAGGCCAUAAAACAGAAGAGUGUGACUCUAGACAGCAUCAGACACAAUCCUCACCCACUGUGCAGGAGCCCUGCAGCCCCAUACUUGGACCCAUCAUCUCAGUCUCCAGUCCAAUCCGAAGAGCUGCUGAAUGGACGGCCCCCCAGUCCUUCCCCAUCUGUGUCCGUGCCCCAGCCCCCAGCGGACCCCCUGUCCAUCUCGGAUCAGCACCGAUCCCUCUCUGAUCCCUUGAGACCGAAAGACUCUUCCUUCCCUGCUGCAUUACCUGACAAAGGUCAAGCCAAUGACAGCAUCCCUGGCAAGAGCUCUAGUCUGCUGAACAGUGUUCGACAGCCCCCAUUCACUAAAGAGAGUUCUGUUAGUGUCAAUGGAAAGACCAAACCCUGGGAGAGCUUUAUUGCAGAGGAGUUUGCCCAGCAGUUCCAUGAAUCAGUACUGCAGUCCACCCAAAAAGCCCUUCAGAAGAGUAAAGGUGGUACCUUGGUCAUGUCAGAACAGAACCAUGCAGUGGAUUCAUCCGUGCAUUAUAACAUUCCUGAGCUCCAGAGCACACCAGGCCGGUCCAAGCCCUACCCACACCCUCCCUCAUCUCAGCCCAAUGGACAGCACUGCCCCUCACAGCCCUCCCACCAGGAGAUCUCUGCCGAGGAGUCUGAGGAAGAGGAUGAGGAAGAUGACACUGAGGAGGAUGAGCCCUCCACGUCCAGGUGGCAGGGUAUUGAAGCCAUCUAUGAAGCUUAUCAAGAGUACACAGAAGAGCAAAGCAUUGAGCGACAGGUUCUCCACAGUCAGUGCAGACGGCUGGAGGUGCAUCACUAUAAUCUCAGUGUAACUGCUGAACAGCUCUCACACUCAAUGGGGGAGCUAAUGGCUCAGAAGCAGAAGCUGGCGGCCGAGAGGGAGAACCUACAGGCAGAGCUGGAGCACUUUAAGAAGUGCCUGACGCUGCCUCAAAGCCCCUGGUCUAGGGUUCACUUCAAGGGCUAUCCACCCAGGUGACAUCCUUCGGCACCACCAACCACCCACUUAGACCACCCCCCACAUCCCUCCCAAUCCCCCAAACCCAGACUCAUGCUCCGUCCAUUCGGAGAGCCUAAAGAGAGAUAGUGAGGAACAGAAGAUCUGGCCCACAAAUUUGCCAUCCACUGACCUCCCCUCCGACAUCAUCCUGUGAGCGAAAUCACACAUGAAUAGACAUCAAAGCCUCCGAAUGCAUCUAAUUCACAGAGAAUGCCAUACCACUCAUUGAGAAAGAAGAACGCAGUUGAAACACAGCUCCGCCCACCUGCCAUCUCUUUCCCAUGGAGGUCAUGCCUAGAAAUGCACUUAAAGACAAAAAACCCGAGAAACUAUCUGGAGGUACUGUUAUGACAGAUGACUCUUUUAAAUCUAGGGAAGGAAACAAAAAACAUCAGAUAAAUAAAGGAAAAUGUUUUAUUUCAAGAUUUAGAAUAAAGUUUUUUAAAGAGG
Ctenopharyngodon idella (grass carp) is the source of this 6687-nucleotide messenger RNA. RefSeq names its product Gse1 coiled-coil protein b (gene gse1b). Bases 277 to 6216 code for a protein of 1979 amino acids. The transcript has 17 exons. The record is from RefSeq and is a predicted model, not a curated record. Lineage: Eukaryota; Metazoa; Chordata; Actinopteri; Cypriniformes; Xenocyprididae.